Molecule: messenger RNA, 4228 nt
Organism: Ceratosolen solmsi marchali
Lineage: Eukaryota; Metazoa; Arthropoda; Insecta; Hymenoptera; Agaonidae
Product: dual specificity tyrosine-phosphorylation-regulated kinase 2
Biological process (GO): peptidyl-threonine phosphorylation; peptidyl-serine phosphorylation
Cellular component (GO): nucleus; cytoplasm; cytoskeleton
Molecular function (GO): ATP binding; protein serine/threonine kinase activity; protein serine/threonine/tyrosine kinase activity
Source: RefSeq, a predicted model, not a curated record
ACGCCACGGCGCGCCAGCAACGGCAACCCGCCAGGGGUCCACCGGAGAGGGAGAGAGAGAAAGAGCCGCGGACGAUGGCCAUGGCGGUGCGGCCGAUUGCAUCCUCGGUUCAGUCGGGCGCUGAACCCGCGCUCCGUUCGGUCGCCUACCAGUUUCUCCGCGUUCGCGCACCGAGUCGCGCGCGCGUGCCCUGGCCAUCGAUCGGCAUCCCCGUCCCUGCCCCACCUCCCUCUGUCCUCGUCCUCGUCCUCGUCCUGGUUCUCGUUCUCGUUCUCGUUGCCGCUGCCGCUCGCACGGAUACCGGAGUCGUACGUGCGCCCGGCUUACGGAGGAGAUCGGCGCCGAGAGACCGCGCGUCCAGCCUCCGACCGCCAUCACCGCCCUUUGCAGUACGGAUACGAAAAGGAGGUGCCCGGGGAGAGUGAGCCCCAAACGAAUCUGCGAGAAAGUGCACGAGGAGAGGGAUCGGGAAAGCAGACUCUUCGCGGCAGGACAGCGAAGGAGAAGGCGUCGUUGGGGUGGAUUGCAGCCGCUCGGCACGAGUCCUUACGCUCCGCGACGAGAGUCGACGAGCCGAACUCCUGUAUGGUAAAAUGCCAAGAGGCGCAUCUCCGCCAAUGAGAUCGGGGCGAUACCCAUCAGGCAGGACUCGCCGCGAGGAGACACCCGUACUCGACUCGAGGAACCGGCUUUGAGAGCCCUGAGCUCGUUCGCCGUCUCACCCCGGCAGGCAGACCCCUCACCGAGAGUCGCCCUCGUCCACCUCCCCCCUCCCCCCGACCUUCACCCGCCUCAGGGCCCGUCGAGAUGCUGGGCGUCAGCCAGCCAGGCAAUCCACCAUCCAGCUUGAGGCACUCGGCCAGCUUUUCCUGCCUCCAGCGCGGCUCGGGCAGCGAGGGCCACCGGGCUCGCACCUCGACACUGCCCCAGCAGCCGAGCCUCCAGCUUAACAUGCAGCAGUACGGGGGCCUCACGUCCUUGCAACACCGUCAGGCUGCGGCGGCCCGCGCCCAAGUUGAAGCGAGGGCGCGCGAGUCCGGCCUCGGGGCUGGGGAGCUCGGCGAGCUCGGCUGCCUCGACACCAGCAACGACUACGGCUUCGUGAGGUCGCGGGCACGACUGCGCACCGGCAACCCCUUGCCCGGCCCCGUAUUCAGGCAGCCGGACGAGCAGGAGCUCGCGACGAAGUCGGCGUACGGCUCGCGGCCGGAGCCCGCCGUGGACGUCGAGCGCUCGCGCCAGGACUCAAAGAAUCCUCUACGCGGCGCCCUCAUUCUCUUCAGCGCCUCGACGUCCUCUUGGUGGAAGAGCCGGCAGCGCGACGAGCUCGGUGGGCCGCCGCGCGGUGUUGCUACCUCGCCGACGCAGGAGCGCCGCUGGGCCAACGGAGGCGGCGCUAUGAUCGGCUGUGGGAAUCUCGCCUCCCCGAGCAAGGAGAGCGGCAAGUGGCCGGGGAGCGAGCGCAAGUGGAGCACGCCGGCUUCUUCCUCGAUCUCGGCCUCCGUCUCGGCCACGAGCUCCGCUUCAGCGGCCAACCAGGACCGUAGGUGGCGCUCCCUGGGGGCCCUACUUAGGACACCCGUUGGCCCUAGUCAGGCCUCCGCCGCCAGCCUCGAGUAUUGCGUCGAAUGUGGCUCAUUGGGUGAUGCCUGCCUCGAGGGCGGCUGCUACAGACGGGGUGUUAGCCGGAGAUUUGGCACGGCGUUGGGCGAGGGCUGCUCGCUCCGCACGGGGAGACAGCGACCCGAGGCCGAUCGGGAGCAAGAGGAGGAAGCGGUGCAGGCACAGGCGCGUCGGGUACAGCAGCAGACGCGGGGCGCGCGUUCCGCGAGGGCACAGAGCUUCUAUCUUUUAGAUGAUUUCCUGCGACCCCAGCCCUCGAGCCUCGUUGGCACAGCGGUGGCGCAAGGGGAGGCGAGGCAAAUUAAUGGAAUUGGAGUCGGGGCUGGGAUGGGGGUUGGGGUACCAUCCGGCCUGGGGGCACAGCGUGGUGUCGCCAACGUCACGCCUCCGCGGAGGCACAACUCGAGCUCCGACAGUCUCGAGGUCGCCACGAGUCCGCUGCCCCCGCCGGUCCCACCUCCGCCACCACAGAUCAACGGCUCGAGAGAGAGGGAUUGGAGCGAGGCCCUUCGCGACAAGGACUUAUGCAGGUGCAGAAUGUGCUGGAGUGGACUACAACAGAGAUCCUUGCACGAGGAGAGUCCCGGUACGCUGCACAAAGAUGUCGGUGGAGGAACGAAAGUUAGUGGAAAGUCAACGAGCGGGGUCGGUUCCGCAACCCUCACGUCUCUCUCGUCAAUCACCAACUCCACGAACGUCAUCAGGAACAAAAGCAGUCAAAUAUCACAUCGCAAGGUGCUGCCGUCCCUUGGUGGUGAUACCAAAACAUCGCGAGUGGAUCGAUCAGAUAAUAAUAACGCUAACAACACGAAUGCGAAUAACAUCCAUCUGCCCAAUCACGACCCCUUCAAUUCCAACUCGCACACCAACGCAUACGGUUUACGAUUACCAAUGACUCCUGAACAAGCGACCAAGUAUUACGGCUCCAAACUCACGGAAUUCGAAAGAGCCGAAAUUGAAAAGUACUCGGAAAUUUGGUACUUGGGCUUGUCGGCAUGUAAGAUACACGGGGAGGAGGGUGCCUCCCAAAAUGGAGGUUACGACGAUGACAAUGGGAGCUACAACAAGGUCCUUCACGAUCAUAUCUCGUACAGAUAUGAGAUCUUGGAAGUUAUUGGGAAAGGCAGCUUCGGUCAAGUGAUCAGGGCAUUAGACCACAAGACUGGCCAGCACAUUGCCAUCAAGAUUAUAAGGAACAAGAAGAGAUUCCAUCAUCAAGCCCUCAUCGAGGUUAAGAUUUUGGACCAUCUCAGGAAAAAGGAUGUGGAGGCUAAUUCGUCUCACAAUGUAAUACACAUGCUCGAGUACUUUUACUUUAGAAAUCAUUUAUGCAUUAGUUUCGAGUUGAUGAGCUUGAAUCUGUACGAGCUUAUUAAGAAGAACAAUUACCAAGGCUUCAGCUUAAGUCUCAUUCGAAGGUUCGCGAAUUCGUUGGUCAAUUGUCUCAGGCUGCUUCAUCGAGAGAACAUCAUUCACUGCGACCUCAAGCCCGAGAACGUUUUAUUAAAGCAGCGCGGGAGUAGCUCCAUCAAAGUUAUCGACUUUGGAUCGUCAUGCUACAAUCAUCAGCGCGUCUUCACGUACAUCCAGUCGAGGUUUUACCGGAGCCCCGAGGUCAUCCUCGGUUUGCCUUACGGUACACCGAUCGACAUGUGGAGCCUCGGUUGCAUUCUUGCUGAGCUCUAUACCGGCUAACACAUCUUACCCGCGCAGAGCGAGGCGCGAAAGGCCUGCAUAAUGGAGGUGCUGGGCAGGCCACCGGAUCACCUUAUCAAUCACGCGUCGCGUCGUAGGCUCUUCUUCGAUUCCAAGGGAUACCCCCGUUGCGUGACCAACAGUAAGGGUAAAAAGAGAAGACCUGGAAGCAAAAGCGUUAUGAUGGCUCUACGGUGUCGGGAUCCAUUGUUCGUUAACUUUGUUAGCCGCUGCCUUGAGUGGGACGUGAAGAAGCGCAUGACUCCGGAAGAGGCGAUGCGCCACGAGUGGCUGAGCCUAUCGUCCUCGGCGCAUCUGUCCUCCUCCUCCUCCUCGACGAUGGCCUCCUCGCUAACAGGCAGCACAGCACUGAGCGCCUGUGGUAGCGUUGUCGAGUCGAAUCAACCCCAACACGGCCAAACGGCCGUUAGCUGCGGUGCAACCGGCGUCACCGGCCCAAUCGGCGUCGUCCAGGGCGUCGUCUCGAACGCGGCCCGUCGACGGGCGGAGACUAUGGAAGAUCCCCAGCAGCAGUACGCCCUCUACAGGCUCUACCGGGGCCGCAAGUGCGUCUCGAAGAUCACGGCGAUGGAUGCUCCGGAUAGCGCGGCCCUCGUCGUCAAGGGCAAGCUCAACGGGAGCGCGAGUAGCCACGCGCUCACUACCGGGGUGCAGCCGGCAAGCUCGAGACACGCCUCCACGGGUGAUAUCGUCAUGAGUCUCGAUCCCAGUCUCGACGAUUCGGGCACCUUCUUGCCGCACAUAUUGUCUUGAAGCCGGGUGCGAGCCAGCCAUUUCUAAAGCGUUGCAGCAGCUCUUCCUCGCCCCUUCGUUCCGCAAAAUUCGUUGAAAAUUCUCGCACGAUGCUCCUUGGUUCCGAGGUUCUUCUUCACCCCUCUACCGCCAUAGU